Leishmania mexicana MHOM/GT/2001/U1103 is the source of this 5859-nucleotide messenger RNA. RefSeq lists its product as hypothetical. The coding region runs from base 1 to 5859 and encodes 1952 amino acids. Lineage: Eukaryota; Euglenozoa; Kinetoplastea; Trypanosomatida; Trypanosomatidae. The transcript has a single exon. The record is from RefSeq and is a predicted model, not a curated record.
AUGUCCGUCAGCAGCUCCCUCACCUACGCACUCCUGUGCGUCUACUACGCCUGCCGCGCCGUGCUGCUCUUCGCGGUGGAGCUGCUUCUCUUCCUGCCCUCUUACUAUCUUGUCGAACGGCACGACGUAUCGAGUGCGUGGUUGGGACGCCGCGGAGAGGCGCAGGUGCAACCGGUGCUGUCCGCAGCCUAUCAAUACCAGAAGGCGGAGGAGCGCGACAAGUUGAACUAUAGCGACAGCGUGAACAUCGUGCCGGUGGGCACGGGCGCACCGCCGCUAGACAGCAGUACGCGGGAAAUGGAAAACAACCGCUGCAUCCUCUUGCGUAAGUCUGUGAGCCGCAUUCGAUCCCUUCACAUACCUACCGUGUCGCCGUCGUCGUCGUGGUCUCCACAGGCGUCGCGUUCCGUGAACCCUUCCUCACCCACGCACUCACCUGGAACGCCGCAGCUACGUCAGCAGAGACAGCACCAGCCGCUCUUGCCCAGCUUCUACAGCCACCCGCGGGCGGCGCUUCUCCAAAGCAAAGACAGCAUUGGAGGCGAUGACGACAUGAACGGCUCCGUGGGGUCGUGGUCAAACUACACAAUGGGCGCCACGCCGGUCACCACCACCCUGCAUCGCCCCUUCUCUCUGUCCAUCGCAGAGGUUUCUGGCUGGCGCGACGGCACCUCAGGUGGCGAACUGAUUCCUAUCAGCCUCCAGAGCAGCCCUAUGCAGCGGUGUCAGCGCCCUCAGCUGCAGCGAGGCUCUCACCAACGCCCGAGUGGCGGUGGCGUUGACGAAGAGGACGCUGCCUGCACCAGCUUCAACGGGUGUCUGAGCGCCGCCGCACGCGAUGCUGUGGAUAUCGGAUAUCAGCAACCAUGUGUGACAGACACGUUCUUUGAUGGCGUGGCGGUGAGCGUGUUGGUCUCCGCUCAAGAACAGCAGCAGCAGGAUCGUCUCGCUGUGGUGCGCAAGCGCGUUGGCAUCACCGAAGCGGAAGGCCUGUUCGCUAGGUUGGGCCACCGACAGUGUGAGGCUGCUUCACGAAGAGCUGCAGCCCGGACCUCGUCCAUACCGGCGUAUGCCGCUGCGGCCCGAGAGCGCAUGCGUGCCACGGUGCCGAUGUGGUGCACUGUCAUCUUCCACUCCCCCACACCGCAAUCGGCCGCCCGCGGAAGCGUGAAGAAGAACGCGUCAUCGCCCUUUCGAGGCCAGUACGGUUUUCUACCGCCCUGGUAUGCUGUUCACGCCCGCGCGCAGUUGUUGUUGGCGCUAGUGGACCCACUCCUGCGCAUUGCAGCGGAGCUGCUGUGGUGCAGAGGUUGGGGAACGUUGACGGCAUCGUGUGCGGCGCAGAGAGAGGAGUUCUAUAUGCCGGGUAGCAUUACAACAGCUUCGGCAACGGCUGCGUCGCCUGAACAUCAACGCCUGCGUCAGCAUCACACCCACGCACCCCCAUCACCUUCGUGGCCGGUGUGCGGAUCAUGGCAAGACGCCGGCGUCUUUCUCCUUGGGCCGCUCCUCUUGUGCUUCCGUGUACUGCGCGGCCUCUUUUAUGCGAUCAUGGGCCCACCUGGCGCGACGGCUCCGCUCCACUACUCGGCGUGCACGAGCUCAUCGCCAACCUCGCCCAACACCGCUGGCGGCGGCGGCCUCUGGCAUCCUUUCCGCCGUUUCGAAGGUGCUGCGCAAGCUCGCAUUGAUCACUACACCAUGGACACGCGCCACAUCUUCGAGCCACUGCACAACAACGCGGCAGCGACGACGACGGUAUCGUCUGCGGCGGCAACGGUCCACACUGGAGGAAGCAUCGCCCCUGCACCGCAUACUUUUUCAAGGUCAACAACAACGAGUGCGAAAGCCGCUGGAACGGCACGGUCUCAGGCCCACGCAGCAUCCUUGCCUCACCCCGCAUCCCCCGCCUCGGCACCUGCCCCGGUGUGCCGGAAGUCGGUGGGGGUGUACUGGCUGCAUGGCCGCCGGCCGCCGAUCUGGUCCGCUGCUCCAGCUGAUGACCCGUCCAUCCCAUCGGCACCGCAGCCGCCGUCUCCUGCUCCGGUGGUGGUGCUACUGCUCUGUCCUUCUCUCCUGCAAGGGAGUGGGCUGUACCAGCACACCGUAACGCGUCUCAGCUGUGUGUGUCAGCUCCUGACCCUCACUGGUGCGUGGCAGGCAUCCGUCGCCACAGACGAGGUAGCGGCCGACCGCAUUUUUCUUCCCAGUCCGCGUGGCAUGGCAAUGACGAGGAAUGCAACACAGAAUCGUGACGACUCGACGGAUACCGAUAGCGCCGUACAGACCCCCGCGCCCGUCGCGGAGGAGGCGUACAAGCCUGUGCUGCUUGGUACCAGCAGCAGCAAAGACGGAAACAUCCGCAGCAGCGGGGCGGAGGUCAUCGACCAACCGUCGCCGCCGACAACUUCCCUAUCGCUGCCGUCGGCUAAAGAACCCACCACGAGGCCCUCCACGCAGUGGUACGCGGCUGUGCCUGUUGUGGAGCUUCGAGUUCCUGCGACGUCGCCGGAGCGUACCGACGACGUCUCGAUGCCUCCGCUGACGCUGGGGGACUUGCGACACAUUGUUGAGCGGCUGCGGAGCAACCUGGAGUCGUGCACGCCGCCCGCACCAAAUCCCUCAGUGUCUUGCCCAUCUACCGCGACCGGUCGUUCGGCUCGCCCCGAUUCGUUUGGUCACGCGCCGUCCCCAGACGCCGCUGCUGAGGUGUCCGCUGACCCGCGUCCACGACGCGCGGUGUACAUUGUCGCGGUUGGCUGGUCGGAAGCGGCGAGCCCGCUUUUGGAGCUAGCCAUCACACAGCAGCAGCAGACGUCGACAGGCAGCGGCCGCAGCACCGAGGAGGAUAAUGGCGGCGGCUCGGGUGAACAGUCCCCGGCGCGUCUUGACGGUCUUGUGUGCAUCUCACAUACUCUUUCCUCCGCCUUUCAGCUUCUCCCGCAGCAGCGUGCAGAGGGGCUGGUGCUUCAGCGAUCUACGCGGGCUGCGUCAUCGCCGGCAAGGGCAACUCGAGGUGUGGCGCAUGCAGGCACCAGCGCCGCCAGCAGCGGUGGGGCCUUGAGCACGAUAGCGGCUCCCGCCGGCUCGUCUCCACUGGUGACGGCGAGACUGCAGGCGGCGUCGCGCAUGCCGCGCAUCCUGUCGAGUCUCACCACCGGGCCGGCGCGACUGCUAGUCCUAUUGACACGGAUGCAGCUCAUCGCCGAUGCGCUGCUCGCCCACCGGCAGCAGCAGGAGCAGUGGCAGGGCGGCGGGUCGGCUGUUGGGGGCAGCGCGAGUAUUCCACAAACGGCGGGAGGGCUCCACUACGUGGAUAUGCACGCGCCAAUGCAACCCGAGCACAUGGUCCACAAGCGAGCUGGCGCGCCGCCGUCGCAGGCGGGCCCCGCGCAGAUGCCUGACAUCUCCUUCUAUCGCAUUCUCCGUGUUUUUCGUGAGGCUCGCGAGGAGGUGAACCGGGCACAGCGCGGCCUGGACAGAGCCACCAUCACGUGGACCCACCAGCGGCAGCAGCAGCAGACCCGAUCGGCGCAACGGGGUUCCGUCUUCGACUCUAUCUCCUCCAUGAGCGCUGGCAACUUAUCUGCCCUGACGUCGAGAGCGACGGAAGACGAUGCCGAGAUGCGCAUCACGCGCGCAGCAGCAGCAGCAGCGGCAGCAGCACAGCAGCAUUCGCUGUCACCCUCACCUGCCUCCGCGCGCGCAGCGUCCGUGCUGGACUCGACGACGAAUGCGCUGCGGCAGUACGGCCUUAGGACAGCGUCACUCUCUAAAUUCGUGCACGUCAUCUCACCACCAGAUUCAGCUGCCUCGAUGCCUCCGACGGCGCCGUCCAGGAAUGCGGCAGCUGUGAGCGAUGCUGUAGGAGAGGCGAAUGUACUUGCUGCACCAACCAUUACCCCUCCUGGUAGAAGCGGCUGCGUGCUGUCGUCGCUGACUGUCGACCAAGGUACACCGCUGUCGCAUGACCGGAUGCAGACGCCUUCUUUCAGUCACCCCUGGAACCACGGUUCACCGUUGAUCAUGCGCCAGGAUCUCCUGCAGGAGUCGUCGGCGCUGUGGGGCAUGCCGCACCUCGAGGGUCUCAUGGACUGGGAUGAGGUGGCAAAGUCCUCCAUGAUGGCGGAUGCCCAGCAGCAGCAGCAGCAGCGUCUCGAGGCAGCAAGCGCGACGGCGAAUGUUCUGCCCUCACUUCUCUCCUCUGACCCUCCGAUACUGCGCGACUGUGGUGGCCGGCGACACUUUCUCACCGCCUCAUGGGCGGAAGGGGAGGGGGAGCGCUUCUCAGCGAGCGACUCCGUCGCGGCCACAUCGUCUUCCUUCGUCGGAAAUCCGCUGCGGCGCGCCUGCUCGCACAUGUCCACCGAGGACGUAGUGGCCUCCUGUACGCUGCAGAUGCUGUCCCCGACGGUUAGGCAGGUGGCCCGCCUUCCGGGAAGCGGGGCUUUAGGAGCCCCGCAGACCGCAGCCGCAACCCGCGGCGUUGCCUCUGCCUCCAACAGAGACAAGCGCAGCGACCUGGUAGACCACGCCAAGGAAGCCAGUACUGCAGAUGGGGAGGGGGUCCUCCUUGUUGGCGCAGCGAGGAUGAGGCCAAGUUCGUUGCAUCCCGAUGUGACAAGUCGUCGCGAUUCCGGUGACAGAGCACGCGCGGCGCCGUCCUUCACGAGCGAACAGCUCGCUAGUGGGGAGUUCAGCCUCGACGCGACGUCGGCGCUGUCUGCGCUGAUUGCCACCUCAGCCGACGGUGGCGCCAGCAACUUGUGUGUGGUAGGCGCAGAGGGUAAGGCGUGCAGGGCCGCUUCUCCUAGUGUGUCACCUUCUUGGAAGGACGCAACGUUGUACACCUCCGAAAAGCCAGUGAAGUCGUCGGUGUCGCACUAUGAUCCACAGCACAGCCUGCCGCAGCCGUUGCUUUCCGUGUCGACGCUCCUGCCACAGCCGCAGCAGCCCAUACCAUACCCGCCACCUUCGCGGUUGCCGGCGCUCUCCUCGCAAGCUGCGGCGUUAGUGGAGUUGCGGGUGCGCUCUGCUCAGCACGCAGCCCUCAUUCAGCGCAUCCGCGUUCCGACGCUGCUCGUGCACGCCAGCGAUGAUCCCGUCGCCCCAACGUCGACGCUUCCCUUUUCGCUGCUGCAGGCAAACCCGUGGAUAACGACAGUGUUGACGCGACGUGGCAGCCACGCCGUCUUCAUGGAGGGCGCCUCGGAGGUGUGGCGGCGGCCACGGUUGGUGGUGACGGAGCGGGCGCGCCCAACGGAGACGACGCUGCCCGCCUCUGGCGCUGCCGUGGCGGAGGGUAUGGUGUACCGGCCAGGCAGUGGACUCGACGAUGUCGGCAGUGCCCGUGGGGCGAGGGACGGGCCCCACUGGAAAACGCCGCCGUCACCUUCGAGUCCACGCGGUGACAAGGUCGUGUCUUCUCCGACGGCGGACACGAGCCAACGAUCACCCGCGCUGAUAGCCGCUGGGCGUUCGAAGGGGCUGUACCCUUUCGCAGAGAAAGCGAACGCGAAACUCGUGUGUGGCAACGGCACCGGCAGCUCUAGCACCACCAUCAGCAACUCCUGCAGCACCGAUGACUUCGACAACGACGGUGACACUAUUUCCAGCGCCAUUGUUGAGUGGCUCCCUGUGGUUGACGCGGAUGCCGAUGUCAAGCGGCACACAGACAAACGCCAGUCCACCGCCUUCCUAGGACACCCGCAGCAAGAGCAGCAACUCCUGGCCGCUGCCACCCCGUCGACGUGGUGGCAGGUUCGGAUCGAUGGCACAACGUGGCUGGAGCGACUCCUUUUCGAGUACGUGGAAAAGGUUAUCGUGUGCCCGCCGGCGGCCUCCUCCCCGAUCGGGUGA